GAAAAAAAAACGCUCAGAGUUAGGGAAGUCUCGAACAGCAGAACACUCGAAGUCUCGAACAGCAGAACAGGAAGCGAACUCGAAGCGACGGCUGAACUCUGAAGCGAAGCAAAGCCGCGCACCGCCGACCCCACCGCCGACUCGCCGGCCUCCCGAGACGCCCAUUACAUUUUUCAAUCAGUUUUGAGCUUCGAACAGCUGCAAAAAUGGAGAAACAAGAAGAGAGAGAACAAAACCAGCAAAAUUGGAGGAAAGAAGUCGAUAACAACAUCAAAUGUCUCCAAUCUCUUGUUUCCGGCGCCGAUUUUGCUUUAGAAAAUCGCAAUUUCUCUUCUGGAAAACUCCUCAGCCUUCGUCUCUCCGGAUUCGUCGAAUCUCGCUCCCAAAACGAUGUUGACGUGUCCUUUCUUCAUCCUAUUCGCUGCGACGCCAUGUCCAAGCUUGCUGCCGCUCGCCGUCAACGAACUCUUGAUUCUAACCGUUGGGAGAGAAACAAAAAAAGGAAGAAGAUGAAGGUUGAAGAAGAAGGCGGGGAAAAAUAUCGCUGCAACGCCAUGUCCAAGCUUGCUGCCGCUCGCCGUCAACUAACUCUUGAUUCUAACCGUACUGCCUUACAGUCCGAUUUUGCCAUGAUCCCACGUCAUAGACUCGGCUUUCGUUCAAAUAAACCAUCCAGAAUGUCCCUUCUCUCAUCGUAUAAUGCCAAGAGGUCUGUAAGAGUUUGUGAUGCAGCAAAUCGCACUACAAGUGUGCGGAGUUGGGAUGAAAUGAACUAUGAUGUCUUGGUGGACAUAAUAAGGAGAGUUUCUCUGAAGGAGAGGCUUUAUGUUGUAUGUAUGGUGAGCAAGACAUGGUUGUCGGCAGUGUUAGAUUUAUUGUCAAGAAAUGGUGUCAUCAACCUCAAAGUUUUGGAUUCCCCUAAAUAUCGGAAAAUGCACGGUAGAUACUUUUGUUUCCUGAAGCGCAUGCUAGAUACUAAGGCGGCUGACUCUUGCUCUGAAUUGCUUCAUGGUGAAACUUUUUAUCGAAAACAUAAGAUGAAGUACAUUGGUAAAAGGACACCCUACCUUAAGACUUUGGUAAUACCACAAGCUGUGGGAUUGGAACAUGAAUAUAUUAUUCCUGCUAUUGUAUACUGGAAAGAGUUGAAGAAAGUACAGUGUCCAGUGGGGGUUAUUGCACGAUGUCCAAGCAGUUUUACAAAGGUCGAAACUCUCUGCUUAUUUGGCCAUGUGGAUGAUUAUGCAGCUGCAAUUGUACGUGACUGGUGUCCGCAACUCAAGCACUUGAGUCUCCACUCGUGUGCUUUAUCGAUGAAAGCCUUGUCAACAAUUUUGGACGGCCACAAAAAUUUGGAUUUGUUGAAUACCCGACAUAGUUUUCGUGUUCCUGAUGGCACGAUUAUUAAUAGGUCUGGAUGCUUGCAAGCUUUAGACUGGAAUGAAGAGGAGAUUCAGCAUAAAGCUGCCGGUGUGAAGGUGCACCUUAGGUGUGCGCGAGGGCAGUGUGCUAAGUGUGCUGAACCUUACCGGUGUUGUUUUCCUGAACAGCGGUCUCCUUAUUUAAAACCUCCUCAACGGUUUUAUCUUUGAUCUUAUCAAGUUUGUAUCUACAAAAUAUUUUGGUUUUUACUUGGUGACUUGGUGUCAUGAAAUUCUUGCACAAGAAUGUGAAAAAUAAGUUAUUAUCUUAUAAAGUACUUGUUAGUUCAA
Beta vulgaris subsp. vulgaris (sugar beet) is the source of this 1712-nucleotide messenger RNA. RefSeq lists its product as hypothetical. The coding region runs from base 207 to 1592 and encodes 461 amino acids. Lineage: Eukaryota; Viridiplantae; Streptophyta; Magnoliopsida; Caryophyllales; Amaranthaceae. The record is from RefSeq and is a predicted model, not a curated record. The transcript has 6 exons.